UGGAAAUAUAAAAACGAGACCCCUCCAAGUCCAAAGUCCAAACCCUAGUUUAGUUAGAUUUAUAUAUAUCAUUAGAAUUGGAUAUAUACAUACGCAUUACUCUCUCCCCCCCUCCACCAGUGUUCUCCACCACCUUCUAAAACUCCAAUUCUCUCUCUCUCUCUCUCUCUCUCUCUCUCUCUCUCUCUCUCGCUCUUUCUCGAAGCUUCUCGAUCUGCAAAAGCCGAACUUGACAAUUCCAGCUCUACUCCUCCGAACCCCCAAACCCCAGCAGAUUGGUAACCCCGCAAUUUGCUUCAAUUCGCAGCUUUUGAAGUGUGGGACUACCGGGUUGGACCAGUGGGCAAAGAGCAGGGAGGAAGAGCUGGAAUUACGGUCUUGGCCUCGUGAUCUGGGUUACUGCUAGUUCAAGAGCAAUUCGGGAUCCAUGUCAGAGUUGUUAGCGUCUUUCCACUUCAUGCGACACUGACCCAUGGAUCCUGAAGGAACAAAGUUUGGACAAGGACCAAAAGAGCUGACCGGUGCUGUAGAUCUCAUAAGUCACUACAAGUUGCUUCCCCACCAUGAGUUUUUCUGCAAGCGAUCACUUCCUGUAUCAAUCUCAGACACACAUUAUCUUCAUAAUGUGGUGGGAGACACAGAAAUUAGAAAAGGAGAUGGGAUGCAGUUGGAUCAACUUAUUCAGAGUACAUCAUAUUUCAGUAAACCACGCAUACAGCCUUUUGACCUAGAUAUUCUCAGAGAGGCUUUCCAUCUUAGAGAAACAGCUCCUAUUGAUUUGCCACUCGCCGAUAAGGGGACUCCAACUAUUGCAGCGAAAUCAAAGAGUGAGUCUAAAGACAAGGAGAAGAAACACAAAAAGCACAAAGACAGAGAUAAAGAGAAGGAUAAAGAGCACAAGAAGCACAAACGCCGUCAUAAAGAUCGAAGUAAAGAUAAAGACAAGGAGAAGAAAAAGGAGAAAAGUGGGCAUCAUGAAUCGACUGGUGAUCACUCGAAGAAACACCAUGAAAAGAAAAGGAAACACGAUGGAGAUGAAGAUCUUAAUGAUGUUCACAGACACAAAAAAAGUAAGCAUAAGAGCGCAAAAAUUGAUGAAGUGGGUGCAAUCAGGGUAGCUGGCUGAAAUGAUGGGAUACUUUAGUAAUUUUGUUUUCUUCAAUGGUUGUCGUUCAUAGUUUCGAGGGGUCCUUCACUUGAUUUUGUGUUUCUUGAGAAUAACUUCUGAACUGACAAAAGAUUGUGAAGAAGGUGAAUUCACCUGCUGAAAAAAUAUGUGGAUUAAAGGUAAAAAGUAGUGAAAUGGACUUCUUUGUAUUAUAACAAUGAUCUAAUAUGACUGCCAGUAAUUUGAAAAAAACUCUGCUAUUCUGUUUUCAUGGCACAUUGGAUGUUGUAGCAUGUUCACGGUUUUACGAUCUCUUUGCAUUUUUUAUAA
Prunus mume (Japanese apricot) is the source of this 1438-nucleotide messenger RNA. RefSeq names its product mediator of RNA polymerase II transcription subunit 19a-like protein (gene MED19A). Gene Ontology annotation, biological process: positive regulation of transcription by RNA polymerase II. The record is from RefSeq and is a predicted model, not a curated record. Gene Ontology annotation, cellular component: mediator complex. Lineage: Eukaryota; Viridiplantae; Streptophyta; Magnoliopsida; Rosales; Rosaceae. Gene Ontology annotation, molecular function: transcription factor binding; transcription coregulator activity.